AUGGCCGGUAUGGAUAUCACAAAUGACGUCCGAGUCGGCCAAGGCAUGAAAGAAGGCCAGCUGUCUGAAUUCAAGUUGGAUCAAACGCUUGAGUGCGACAGUCCCAUCGGCGUUGGCCGAAACCCCGAGAAGAACCCCCCUAGUGAGGCUAACAUGCAUCUGAACGACGAAAGAGAUGGACUUCAACUCCACCGUGACGAGCAGCAGUCUCGAUUGCUUCUCUUGGACCGAGAUUUGGAAUUGUCUCGACAGCGAUUGAUCAGCAUUCUUAACGACUGGAGCCAGUACUCUCGCGGGGAGCUGACCGGUCUGGCGGGUCUUGAGUAA
This is a messenger RNA of Penicillium cosmopolitanum, 327 nucleotides long. RefSeq lists its product as uncharacterized. The record is from RefSeq and is a predicted model, not a curated record. NCBI's taxonomy places the organism in Eukaryota, Fungi, Ascomycota, Eurotiomycetes, Eurotiales, Aspergillaceae. Bases 1 to 327 code for a protein of 108 amino acids. The transcript is spliced from 2 exons.